Molecule: messenger RNA, 409 nt
Organism: Drosophila grimshawi
Lineage: Eukaryota; Metazoa; Arthropoda; Insecta; Diptera; Drosophilidae
Product: ribonuclease kappa
Exons: 1
Coding region: 7-357 (116 amino acids)
Molecular function (GO): RNA endonuclease activity
Source: RefSeq, a predicted model, not a curated record
ACAUACAUGAACACUACAAAUACGCUUUGCAGUAUGGCUUGCAUUUGUGGCAAAAAGUGUUCAUUGUUCUGUUUGGUGAUUAGCAUCUGGGCCACAAUUCAGAUGCUGCUGAUGGGCAUCGCAUAUACAACGAAUUCACUAACAUUCAUACAUUCUCUGCCGCUGGCCGAGCACUAUGGCAGCUUGGAAGAGUAUCGCUCGGAGGCGGAUCGGUUAUAUGGAAUGCUUGCACUCCGCUGCUAUGUGACUGCCUUUUUAUAUGGCUGCAUAGCUUUGAUUUCCUAUGUCUGCCUCGGUCUACGCAAGCGCAAGCAAAAGUCGGAAAUGAAUGAAGAUCGAAAGAUGCAUAUAGGCUGAUAUUCAAAAUACAUAUUAUAGAUGUCAUAAAGCAUAAUGCGUUUAACAGUUA